AUGAUUUUUCAGUUCGAAUACAUAGACGGAAGCAUCAUAUCAGCCCUCGCUAUCCUGGAGACUCCAAAUGCUGAAAAUUCGCAAAAGGUCGCUUCGUCAGAGGUUGGAGAAACCGAGGGUUCAGCAGCGGGACAAAGUGGUAUAACCACAACAGACGAAUCUGAAAAUGCCCGGCAGUUCCUUUGGGAUCUGAGACAGGAUUUCGUUCGAGAUCUAAUACCAUUCCUUGUUAAUAGUUUCCUCGGCCACGCGGGCCUUUACAUCCUAUCACUCGCUGGAUACAUCGGCAUGAAUUCAAAUAGUAUACCGGGCCUUGUGUUUUUGUUAACUAUAGGAAUCAUAGGCAAGAUGUUUGCUACUCCGACUUCCUUCAAUGCCGUCACUAGUCAACGAAGCCUUGCUCGUCGGCUUUUGCAGGCUGAAGGAGAAAUUUGGCCCGUUUUCAUUGGUCUCGAUAUUUUCAUGGUAUAUAUGUUUAUGACAGCUGUGAUCAUGGUUUCAGCCAAGUCAAAUUAUACAGGAGAAGUCACAUUCCUCGUCCUCAUUAUAUCCAGGCUAUUUGUGGGCCUUGCUCUAACGAAUCUCCACACUGCUUGGGUUCACACUGUCAUUUCAAAGACCACGAAAAAGUCGAUUUGGCAGAGAAUUCCUGGCUGGCGAAAAUGGAUCGAAAUACUACCAGUAGCAUCCCUGGACAUAGUCCUGCCGAACUGCGUUUACUAUCUGGCAAAAGUCCUUUUGGUAUCUUUCCAUGGCGUGUUUUUUGCUGCUCUGGGUAGCCAGGCUUAUGAGAACAUGCCUUCCUCACUAACAACGUCCGGUAAGAUCGCGUUUGUUACAAUCCCGAUUUUGUCGAAAUCUUUGGUCUCGCUUUUUACACGAGUUUUGUACGUAAUGGUUGCGGCGUCAAUGCUCCCUGACAAUGAUCAAUCCAUCGUACCCUUCGACCGAAGUUUUGGAGGCCGAGCCAACAAUGAGACACAUUGUCUUAGCAUACCGGAUGCUUUCAGGACGAUGAAAGUGCAAAACUGGUAUCGCUAUAUGAAAAUUGUUUGGGAGAUGUUAAUGUAUGAGAUUUCUUGGUUGUGUCCUUUUAUUAUUGUCAUUGCCAUGGAGCUGUAUUAUUGGGCGCCAGACACAGCUAUUGAUUUACUUGUCUUGCUUGUGCCAAAAGAUUUUUGA
This is a messenger RNA of Talaromyces rugulosus, 1182 nucleotides long. RefSeq lists its product as uncharacterized. The record is from RefSeq and is a predicted model, not a curated record. The coding region runs from base 1 to 1182 and encodes 393 amino acids. NCBI's taxonomy places the organism in Eukaryota, Fungi, Ascomycota, Eurotiomycetes, Eurotiales, Trichocomaceae. The transcript has a single exon.